Peronospora matthiolae is the source of this 345-nucleotide messenger RNA. Lineage: Eukaryota; Oomycota; Peronosporomycetes; Peronosporales; Peronosporaceae. The record is from the annotation of a GenBank genome assembly.
AUGAGCUCUGCCGACGGACGAACGCCGGAACCUCUCGGACUUUCGGAGGGGCGCAGCAGCCAUCGUGGGCGCGCCAGGUCGGUAGGUGAACUCAGUUGGUCGUCGUCGGCGCGGGAAGUAGUAGACCUGGUCGGUCGGCAGACACGAGCGCGCUCGGAGCCUCGGGCCAUCUCGUCCAGCCUGGCCAUCGUGAACCGGACAAACGAAACCCCUGCCGGUGGUGAGACCAGUGUGGCAGCCCCUCCCGGCAAAGGUGCGGUUCGAUCUCGAAAUCCCGGGUCGCCGAAUGCGCCCAAUUAUGUGGUGGCUGCUGACCCGGGGCCGGUGAGAGCCGGACCGGAGUAG